CCGCGAACCUUCUCCACAACCGCGCAGCGUCCGCUAAUGGACCUGACCGGGUUCUCCGAAGAGCAGUUGACAGUCCGCGACGCCAUAUCAGGCAUUUGUUCCCGCUUCCCCAACACCUACUGGCAAGAGCGCGACCAGAAUGAGCUCGAUCCGAAGGAAUUCCACGCCGCGCUGGCCAAAGAUGGCUGGUUGGGCAUUGCCCUGCCGGAGGAGCUAGGCGGGGCCGGCCUUGGCAUCUCGGAAGCAACAAUGAUGAUGCAGACAAUCACACAGUCCGGCGCCGGCAUGCAAGGCGCGCAGUCCAUCCACGCCAACGUCUACGCGACGCAGCCGCUCGCGCGCUUCGGCUCCAAGGCCCAAGUAGAGGAGACCAUCCCCAACAUCAUUAACGGCACGUGGCGGACGUGUUUUGGCGUCACGGAGCCGAACACUGGUCUCGAGACGCUGAAGCUGAAAACGUUGGCGAGCAAGACCCCCGACGGGUACUCCAUCACGGGGCAGAAGAUCUGGAUCACGUGCGCGCAGGUCGCGUCGCGGAUGAUCCUGCUGGCGCGGACGACGCCACUGGAAGAAGUGCAGAAGCCGACGCAGGGGCUGUCGAUGUUCUGCAUUCCCCUCGAGCGCGCGGAGAACAACGGGCUCGAUAUGCGGAAGAUUAAGAAGAUGGGAGGGCGCGGUGUUGACGCUAACGAAGUUUUCUUCGAGAACUAUCCCGUCGCGGCGGAUACGCUCAUCGGCAAUGAGAACGACGGCUUCCGAAUUAUCCUGCACGGCAUGAACGCCGAGCGGUGUCUGCUUGCUGGUGAGGCGCUCGGUCUUGGCUAUGCUGCUCUGGAGCGCGCCGCCCAGUACGCCAACGAUCGGGUCGUCUUUGGUCGCUCGAUAGGCCAGAACCAGGGCAUUGCGCAUCCGCUGGCGGAUGCCUAUAUGAAGCUCGAGGCGGCCAAGCUGGCGACUUACCAUGCGGCGCGUCUGUACGAUGCGUCCCAGACGGACGAGUCGAUCCCGUUCCAGUCGAUCGGUGUGGCUGCGAACAGUGCCAAGUACCUUGCGGCCGAGGCGGCGUUUACGGCGUGCGAGCGGGCGGUCCUGACGCACGGCGGGAUGGGAUAUGCCAUGGAGUACGAUGUGGAACGGUACCUGCGGGAGUGUCUGGUGCCGCGGAUUGCGCCCGUGAGUCGGGAGAUGAUUUUGAAUUUCAUCAGCGAGAAGGUGUUGCAGCUGCCGCGGAGUUAUUAA
Messenger RNA from Aspergillus campestris IBT 28561, 1239 nucleotides. RefSeq names its product acyl-CoA dehydrogenase family protein. Bases 37 to 1239 code for a protein of 400 amino acids. The record is from RefSeq and is a predicted model, not a curated record. Gene Ontology annotation, molecular function: flavin adenine dinucleotide binding; acyl-CoA dehydrogenase activity. The transcript has 2 exons. Lineage: Eukaryota; Fungi; Ascomycota; Eurotiomycetes; Eurotiales; Aspergillaceae.